Bemisia tabaci is the source of this 1338-nucleotide messenger RNA. RefSeq lists its product as uncharacterized. Gene Ontology annotation, cellular component: nucleus. NCBI's taxonomy places the organism in Eukaryota, Metazoa, Arthropoda, Insecta, Hemiptera, Aleyrodidae. Gene Ontology annotation, biological process: regulation of gene expression. The record is from RefSeq and is a predicted model, not a curated record.
GUGCUUGAAUCUGUGGUGGUUGUUAGAGUCCCUUUAGUGGUUGUUAUCAAACGCUUAUCUAAAAUAAAUAAAUAUUUCAUUUCACUUUAUUCCUCACCUCUAUGCUUCUCUGAAGUCACUAGUCAGUGCAGUGCAACUUGUUUGAACCGUUGAACGAGUGUUUGAUUGGACAAAUUAUAUGUCAUCCCUUAAUCUUGGUGACUUCUUCUUUUACUUAGUGUCUUAGGUAAUCGCCAACUAUUUUAUUUUAUUAUUUCUGUUCUCUCAAUCAUUAGCAGGAUAGUGUACCAGCUUUUCCCUACCAGUCUGCUGUAAGGCAAUUAUAACGGUUCCAAGCAUGACUGAAUCAUCCUUAUCCAAUUUGGGAGCAACUUCAGUCACCACUACCCUUAAGACAAUGGAUGUUACCGUCAAACUUGAGACGAAUAUUCCGCCUUAUAUUUCUAAAAUUGCCUAUGAGAACAAUCCUGAUGAUGGACCCUCAGAGAAUGGUCAACAAGUUGAGGAAGAUAAUUACUCAGAUGGCAAAGCUAUUAAACAAAUCCAUAUUCUGGAAGAAGAUGAUAACCGUGAGUCUGAAUUUUCAUUCAGUGAUGACCAAUUUACCCUAUAUAUCGGCAGUGAAGAGCAGGUAGAAGCUGUGAUAUGUUCAGGCAGUGACUAUGUCUGCUCCAAUUGCGGUGAGGUUUUCAGUAAAAAAGUGGAAUUAUUUCAUCACAAAAGAGCAAUGCACAAUCUUGACAAGUUUCAUCGGUGUCCAGUUUGCAUGCGGUCCUUCACUCAGAGAAGCAACAUGAAAGCUCACUUGCGUGUUCACACUGGUGAAAAGCCGUUCAAAUGUGAAUACUGUGGUAGAUGCUUUGCUCAAAAGUCCAAUCUCAUCAAUCACACUCCAAUUCACACCAAAGAAAAACCGUAUAAAUGUCAGUUAUGUGAAAAACACUUCAUUCAGAAAUCCAACUUGAAGAGUCAUGUGUUGACUCAUACAGGUGAAAAACCAUUCAAAUGUGAUUUAUGUGACAAAUGUUUCAUUCAAAAAUCGAAUUUAGUUUGUCAUUACAGAAUACACACACAAGAGAAACCUCAUAAAUGUGAAGUGUGUCUUCGGUUUUUCUCACAAAAAUCUAAUUUAUCAAAUCAUAUGAAACAACAUGGAAUAAUUGAGACUCCCUUGAAAAUAGAAACUAAUUGUAUGUGAUAGAGUAGUUUAAAAACAUUUUAUCUUCAACAUCUGCAUUUUCUUUGUUUGUUAGGAAAUUAAAACCAAAGAAUAUGUUAAAUACCUCUUAUUAUGUAACUAACUUAUAUGAAAAUACAGUAGUUCUGUCCACACUGUAA